Molecule: messenger RNA, 3235 nt
Organism: Xyrauchen texanus (razorback sucker)
Lineage: Eukaryota; Metazoa; Chordata; Actinopteri; Cypriniformes; Catostomidae
Gene: lig4
Product: ligase IV, DNA, ATP-dependent
Biological process (GO): DNA biosynthetic process; double-strand break repair via nonhomologous end joining; nucleotide-excision repair, DNA gap filling
Cellular component (GO): DNA ligase IV complex; DNA-dependent protein kinase-DNA ligase 4 complex
Molecular function (GO): DNA ligase (ATP) activity; DNA binding; ATP binding
Source: RefSeq, a predicted model, not a curated record
UGAAAUACAUUUACCGAGUAAUAGCUUUAUCCAUUGUUACUAUAAUGGUGUACCAUUACAUCUGGACGACACAACGUACAGACCACCACUUUUAGCGAUUACAGCCAAGUAACGGUAAGGAAAGUUCGUAAGUCAAACGAAUGUCCAAUAUAAAAACAACUUUACCGCACUGAAGUUGAGGACUUCAGAACUACAACAAGAUACUCGUUUCCAGAAGUACAAUCCUUCAUUUACAGAGGUGUCAUCGGCAAUGAUGGAAGUUGCCUCUAAGAGUGAUGCCACACCACAGGCCUCUGUUGCUGCACGAGUUCCAUAUAUUGACCUCUGCUCAGUUCUGGAGAAUAUUCAAAAGGCCAAACUCAGACCUGAUAAAGCCAAAAUCCUAAAGGAAUUUAUUGAUUCUUGGAGGAACUUCCAUGCAGUGCUUCACAAAGACAAUCCCAGCACCAAAGAUUCAUUUUAUCCAGCCAUGCGUCUCAUUGUGCCUCCAUUUGAGCGAGAGCGAAUGGCUUAUGGGAUAAAAGAGAGCAUGCUUGCCAAACUUUAUAUUGAGGUUUUAGGUCUACCUAAAAAUGGACCUGAGGCAAACAAACUUCUAAAUUACAGAGCCCCGACCACAUCUCAAGGGGAAGCAGGUGACUUUGCCCUUACAGCUUUUUUUGUCCUGAAGAAAAGGUGCACAAGUCAGGGUAAUUUAACCAUUAAAGAAGUGAAUGACUUUUUGGAUUCUGUAGCUGUCAACAAUACCAGUAAACAGAAGGAUCAGGUGAAGAAAAGCCUUUUGGAUCUGAUAACUCAGAGCUCAGCUUUGGAACAAAAGUGGCUGAUUAGAAUGAUCCUCAAGGACAUGAAGCUUGGCAUUGGCAAGGAAACAGUCCUUCAGGUUUUUCAUCCAGAUGCGGAACUCUACAGUGUCACCACAGAUCUGAAUAAAGUGUGCUUACAACUUCACGAUCCAUCAGUGUCCCUCAGUGAGGUGUCUGUUGAUCUAUUUUCUGCUUUUAAACCAAUGCUGGCUGCAGUUGCCAAUAUCAAACAAAUAGAGAAGCAAAUGGGCAACCGGCCAUUCUACAUUGAGACAAAGUUUGAUGGUGAACGCAUUCAGUUACACAAAGCUGGAGAUGUAUACAAAUACUAUUCAAGGAAUGCUUAUGAGUACACACAACAGUUUGGGGCCUCACCACUAGAGGGCACCCUCACACCAUACAUUCACAAUGUCUUCAAACCUAAUGUGGUAAAUUGCAUACUGGAUGGAGAAAUGAUGGCUUAUAACCCUAAAACUGAGACCUUUAUGCAGAAAGGCAGUAAGUUUGACAUUAAAAAGCUAAUGGAUGAUUCUGACUUGCAAACCUGUUUUUGUGUCUUUGAUAUCCUGUUAGUAAACAACCAGAAGUUUGGAAAUGAAUCUCUCAAGAAGCGCUAUGAAACUCUUCACACUGUUUUCACCCCCAUCAAAGGCCGUAUCCAGCUGGUCUCUAAAUCUGAAGGUAAAACCAUGCAAGAAGUUGUGAAUGCUCUCAAUGAAGCCAUUGACAGUCGGGAAGAGGGAAUUAUGGUUAAGGACCCCAUGUCCAUCUACAAACCAGAUAAACGUGGUGAAGGAUGGCUGAAAAUUAAGCCAGAAUAUGUGGAUGGUCUGAUGGAUGAACUCGAUCUGCUCAUAGUGGGAGGCUACUGGGGUAAAGGUAGGAGAAGUGGGAUGCUCUCUCAUUUUCUCUGUGCGGUUGCAGAGGUGCCAAAUCCUGGGGUGAAGCCCACCGUAUUCCACACUAUCUGUCGCAUUGGUUCAGGCUACACUUUGAAAGAACUAUAUGAUCUUGGCCUGAAGUUAGCCAAACAUUGGAAAGUUUACAACAAAAACAAUCCUCCAGCAGCCAUCUUGUGUGGGACAGAGAAACCGGAGGUGUACAUAGAACCACGAAACUCUGUGAUCAUACAAGUCAAAGCAGCAGAGAUUGUUUCUAGUGACAUGUAUAGGACCAACUGCACAUUACGUUUCCCCAGAAUAGAAAGAAUCAAAGAGGACAAAGAGUGGCAUCAGUGCAUGACCUUGACUGAACUGAGUCAGUUCCGCUCCAAGGCUUCAGGAAAGCUGGCAUCCAGACAUUUACUCAUCCAAGACGAGCAGCCGGAAAAGAAGCGCAAACUUGCGGCCAAGCCAAAGAAGACCAUUGGUGUCAUUGAUCACUUCAAAUCUCAAGAUUUAUCCGCUGUCACAAAAGAGAUAGAUAUGUUUGAAGAUGUAGAGUUUUGUGUGAUAAAUGGCAAUGAUAACCAUUCCAAGGCAGAGCUUGAGAAGGGUGUUGCCCGCUGUGGAGGCAUUGUUGUGCAGAACCCUGGAAAGGACACAUAUUGUGUGAUUGCUGCUGUGCAGAACAUGAGAGUAAAGAACCUCAUCUCCUCAGACCAGCAUGAUGUGGUGUGGGCUGCUUGGCUUGUAGAGUGUCUGGAAAAUAAGCAGGUUUUACCAUGGCAACCACGUCACAUGAUCCACAUGUCACCCUCCACAAGAGAGCACUUUGCCAAAGAGUAUGAUUUGUAUGGAGACAGUUAUUAUGUUGACACAGAUGAACAGCAGCUCAGGGAAGUCUUUGGAAGGAUUGGCCCCAUAGAAGAUGAGGUUCCGUCUGUGGCACAAGUAGAAGCAACAUACGCCUGGGAUGACUUGCCCACUAGCAUGUUCAGGCCUUAUAUUGCAUACUUUGACUGGUGUGCUGACUUAGGAAAUCCAAAAAGCAUUAUCCGAGGUACAUGUUUGGACACACGAGCCUUGGAAUUCCGAUUCCAUGGUGGUACAGUCGUCGAGAAAUGUAAGGAAGGAAUAUCACACGUCAUAGUCGAAGGUGAUGCAAGGACACUGGACUUAAAGACACUGAGACGACUUUAUACUAAGAAGUUCAAAAUCAUUCGGGAGUCUUGGGUGACUGAUUCCAUCAAAGCAGGCCAUGUACAGGAUGAGAUUGAGUAUCUUAUAUAACAAUAGGUUAUUACAUAAAAUGUUAAAACACUGAAAGGUUAGAACAUUUGAAUAGGAGUGCAUCAAAAUACACUCGAUAGACAUAGCUUUUGCAUUGUCAAAUAAUAUAAAUAUAUAAUGUACAGCAAUGAAAAGGUGAUUUAAACAAGAUGAAAACUUAAAUAUUUUUUGGAGAAGUUUUACUGAUGUUCUAAAUAAAUAUGAAAAAACAAAAUCAUUGAUUGUACUGGUAUAAAUAGGGAUGGGCUUUAGUAGUAG